AUGCGCACUACGAUACCAGGUCGCUUACGCACGUUGCUCCUGACGCUCUCGCUCGUCUUCUCUGUCGCCACAAUCCAAGUAGCAUCAAGUUAUGAUUCGAGCUCACAGAUUUCACUCGAAAGUCGAGUGACCCUCGGCCCCGAAGGCUUUGUGUUGUCGAAUGGUGCGGGUCGACGACGUAGUGACGGUAAAACGAUCACCCAUAGCCAUUCUGCUGCCAUCGGUAACGUUUUGAACGCUAUUAAAGAUGAAAAACUCAUCGAAUUCACGCCCGCUCGAGUGGAUUUUGGAAGGGUGGAGACGUGCGCACUCUUCACACAAGACGUGCUGAUUAAAAACCGAGGACACGUGUCUAUAACGCUGGAUACAGUUGAUUUUUCCUGCGAAGACUUUUCGCUUGCAAAUGAUAUACGAAGCGUUCGAUUGGAGCCUGGCGAUCACUUUAACCUACAAAUUGUGUACGUUCCAAGUGAAGAGAGCGCUAACGGUAUGGAUACCCAUUUACGUCUCUCCACGACAUCUGGUGUCUUCUCAGUGCCUAUUACUACUUCAGAAAUUGUUCAAAAUCGCUAUGGUGUCAAAUCCCUUCAGGCACUUGCUUCCCGUGACCUACACUUCAGAACGUCGCUGGAGUUUACGAAUCCGUUGGAUACAACGAUUCGACUCACGGAUAUGUUCACACUGGAUAAGUACAUUGAUCUCGAAUUAAGACGUGGAAAUGAAUGGAUUCGAUCACAAUGGUUGCGAGAAGGAGAGGACAAGAAGGUGCCAGAGACAUCGGAAAAGGACGAUCUGGAACUUGAUAAUAACAGACGACUUAAUAAGAGACAACCUCACCGAGGCAGUUAUGAUUUACUCCCUGGAAUCACGAGUCCGCUGGUUGAAGUCUCACUGCCUAGAACUACGCCGGUGGGUGUAUAUAAAACGUAUAUUUUUUUUUAUGCAGGCAGCGAAUGUUUGCUCGUCAUACCUGUACGUAUUACUGUGUUGACACCAGGCGUUCAUGUCAUUCCCGACAAAAUUGACCUUGGAAUACUUCUGGAUACGACGGCUAAAAAUUCGCACGAAGUCUCGCUGAAUCUGUAUAAUGCGGGUGCGAAUUACAUUGAUGUAAUGGAACUUCUCGUGCUAGAGAGCAAUUUGGUUGUUUCGGCGCAAUUAUGGGAUGAAUCGUCGGUCAUUCCUCCCCAGUAUGAGGCAAAAGAUGCACUUACUGUUCGCAUUCGUGUCGAUACAAAAAGUAGUGGAACAUGCGUGGGAUCCGUAAUGUUGAGAACAAAUGCAUCCAGUGAUGAGUUCGGGCAACAGAUAUUGCUUGUGUACGGACACGUAAUACACGGUAGCUUGGUUUUUCAGCUUCACACGACGCACUUUGGAAUCGUAAUGCCGUUAGCGAAUGUUUUUCGCGACGAUCAUGUCGCUGAGGUCAUAGAAGAUGGCGAUGAGCUAUUAGCCAGGUCUUCAGAGAUGGCAGCAACUGAGCUUGUUUCUAGACUCGAUCAAGCCGGAUCAACCACAGUACUAGCCGGAACAACGGUGGUUCGGAAAAUCCGAUUUUGGAACCUCUUCGAUUCUCCCGUAGAAAUGCAGCAUGUUUGGAUGGAGCCCACAACAUCAGGACACGACGAAAUUUCAGUGUACAAAUUUACACAAGGUGAAGCUCUUACCGGAUCAUAUUGGCCCGAAGUUUUACUUGAGUUCACACCAGCUUUACAAAGCGGAAAGGACAUAAUAGUGGCGAGGUCAUACUUUUUAAUGCUGGAGACUAACGUAUCUCGUCACCGGAUCCAGCUUAGUGUGUAUCACGGCUUUUUGCGCGCAAACUCAACGAGAGGGCUUCAUCAGUACUCGGUGUCAGGCUAUUCGAGUGAUUCGGGCUCUCUUCCAUGCUUGGAAGUGCCAAAGAAAGGGCAAGAUAUCCGAGUUUUGCCGCAAAUUGAUGGUGGAGACGAAGUUGCAGAUGCACAGGCUGUUCAAAUCUGCCGGUCACUGGUCUUUGACUUAGGAAAAGUGGCGUCCCAUCACCCUCGCACAGAAGUGGUGAUGCUUAGAAAUGAUAAUCCAGUUCUUAUUACAUUAAAUGUCUCAAGUGUAUCUACAGGUGGCAUUGUUGGAGUGUCCAUACGAGCGGAUAUUUCUUUAAUCGAUCGUGAAUUUGCCGUAAGUGGGAGUCCGCCUUACUGGUACGAUGAAGUUGACAGCAAUGCUACUAGUAGUAACAUCACGAUAUCGACAGGGAAGCGUAUUGAGCUUCCACCUGGCUUUCAAGUAAAAUUUUAUGUACAAGUGUUGGCGAGCCAGUUAUUUCAAAGGCUUACAGCUCCAGUCAUGACUGUCGAAACUCCCACGGAAGCGUUCCAUUUUUACGCUCGACUUUGUAGCGUACAGGGCACAGUCAAACCAGUGACACAAGUCAUUAACUUGCCUUCGAUGUUACCUGUGCAUUCAAGGGAGAUUCACAUACAGUAUAACAAUACCUUGGAGCACAUCGUUACCCCACUGGAAGCUAGAGUCAGCAGCUCAAAUUUAAAAAUCUUGUCUAAAAAGAAUACGAUCGCGCCAAACCACGUUGAAAAUGUGCUGACCGUGCGUUUUUCACCCACAGAAAACUCAAGAUGCUUGGAUGCUUUAUUUCUCGCAGAUUGCUUCAUUUCGUUGCCAGAUUCUGUGUAUGAGCAGACGUUUACGCAGCUUUCGGAUUAUGGGGAUUUUGUGUCUUAUCACGAUCUAAAGGCAUUAAAAUAUCGUAACGCGCGUUGGGGUCGUAUACGUGACUCAAAGGUUCAUAUGAUGGUAGAAUCUCAGGUAUUUUUGCAAACAGAUAUCGUAGAAGAUAUCGCAGAAGUUACUAUCAAAGCGCUUCUUGAGCGUCCUCUAGUCACUGCAUUAGCAAGUGCCUCACUGCAAAAGAACAGUAACAUGUCAAGUGCGAUCAAUUUUGAGGUGACCGAGCUCCAUGAAAGGCGUCAAAUGUUUGUAAAUGUGCGCAAUCCAAGUCAUCAGACGGUCCGAAUGGAGCUGACAAUUGCCGAAACCGAUCGUCACAUGUUCUUUUCAUGCAAAAGUGAUACGGAUGUCAGUGCUGAUGGAGAAGUUGAUGAUGAAACUGGAAAAAUAUCUCCAUUGUGCUCAGCUGAGUGGAAUACAGAGAUUGACAAUGCCGUCGCCACAGAGUGGAUUAUGCACAGUGCUAGUAACGUUCCCCCGUUUUACUUCCGAAAGCGAAUUGUUCAAGUUCCCGCUGGAAGUGAAGCGCGACUUGGUCCCAUCUAUUACCUCCCAUCGAAAGUCCAAAACGUAAAUACGACGGUCUACGUUCGCAAUCGCCUCUCGCACAUUGAGGCUGUGUCUAUUCAAGCACACAGUGAUAAAGGUUUGCUGGCUGUUUCCGCUGACGUUGUAGCUGGUCCGGGCAAAAUUGUUUUUCUUCCCGUAAAGCGCAGUGACGUCUUCGAAGCAGACGACUUGGCGAUGUUUGAUUCUCACUUCGGAGAUCAAGCGCUGUUAAGCUUUCAUAUCUCAGGGGUCGACGCACUUACGGACUAUACCCAAAGUGCCAAUAUCCUGCUUACCAACAUAGGAGCACUCGGUUUAACUAUUCGAAGCGUGAAUAUCGACGAAUAUGUUGAUAUUUUCAAGGUGUUGUCGUCGAGGUCGAAGUCGUCGGAGUCAUCAGCAGUAGCGUCGCGAACGAAAGAUUUUGUGGUGUCAUUAGAAGAACAUACCCUGAAAUUUGACGAAGAUCGUCGUAUUAUCCUUCCGGCUAAUAAAACUGCGAGCUUUCGUCUCUCAUUUCGCCCAAGUUGCUAUGAGUCCAGUGUAAAAGGUUGGUUCACAAUCGUUUCUAGUGACAGUAUUAGACUGGUCCGACUUCAUGGCAGCAUUACAAAGGGUGCAGCUAUCUCAUGUUUGCGCUCGCGGACACCUUUGCGAUGGCAAAUUGGAUUAUACUGGGUCUGGAUGCUUGCGACUGCGGUGACCAUGAUGACUAUUUUUCAUACAGUAUCGAUUGCGUACGAUGGCCUGAGUUUUGAAUUACUACGUCGAUUUCAGCUUUUCAGACCCGAAGCAUCGACCAGCAAUGAGACGGUAGUACCCGAUCAAAAUAUAGACACAGCGAUUCUGAAUGUAAAACAGAAAAGGCCGAAAUCAUGCACAUUUGACACGAUCAGUCGUCGCCUAGAACAGAUAAAGCAGACAGGAUUUACUCCAUCAGCUCACGUAGAAACCCGUGCAGUCUCAAAGUUGAUGGAGCAACGAGUCAAAGAACUGAAUCUGAGUGAACGAUGCAGUUCGCCGUCUAAAGCUGUCCUUGAUGAUAAAGGUAAAAAAGAGGCUGCCCUGUCUAUUACCAAGGUACUAUAUAACGAGGACAAGGACGUCUCGUCUUCGCUUGUCGUUGAAAAUGACCCAGUAGGUGCUGGUGCAGCUGAACCGGGUGCGCGUGACACUCAAGGAAAUACUGUAAAAGAAGUAAAGCACAAGGACUACACAACCUCUACGCUUCCAGAGAUUCUUAAUGUUAAUGACCGCCGCAACAGUGACGCUGAAGCAAUUGACAGUAUUGACAAGGGAUCGAGUGAGAGCAGUGACGUGGGUUCAAGCAAAACUAGCUUUGAGUCGUACCAAAGAUCACCUUCAUCGUCGCCUUCGAGGACUGACCAUCCAGACGAUUCCAGACUUGAUGCUGUUUUAUCUGAAUGGUCACUUUCUUCUCUUGGCAAUCAGCCGAAACUUGUCACGACAUUACCACCUCCUCCUAUAGAUACUAGCUUGUCAACAAAGCCAGAAGAGCCUUUUGAGGCAUUCGAGUCAUUAUCGAAACGAUGGCGCUCAAAAGAUUGGCAGCAAAACUUAAGCAACUCUUCACUGUCUGGAAAUUUUCCGGAAUGGAGCAACUCGAUGUUGUUUAAUACGUCAAAAUCCGACUCGCUUGGUUUGACAGCUAGUGGUAAUCGAAGUAUCGAGACUGAUACAAGUGAGUUUAAAGUUGGCCCGCGGCUGAAUGGCCAUGAUUUUGCAGCAUCUGCGCCACGCGCAGGUUCAUUGUCAACAAAUUCGACGCCAAAUGCGGCUUUGAGAAAAGCUCCUCCUGGAUUUACUGCUGCAGAUGCUAAGCCUUUGGAGACGCAAGCAGCUUUUGGAUUUCGUCGAAACAAUGGAGAGCCGUCGCGCUCUCCAUUGACCCUUGACUCCACGUUUGCAAGUAAGUUGCCACUAUUCGGCCCACCGCUACUGUCGACGAGUAAUGAAAAUGUCACGCUCGGCAAUGUCGGCCGAAUCGGAAGUGGACGAUCGAAGGUGCCCCGUGGCGUCGACCAGUCGACAUUCGAAUAG
Molecule: messenger RNA, 5337 nt
Organism: Plasmopara halstedii
Lineage: Eukaryota; Oomycota; Peronosporomycetes; Peronosporales; Peronosporaceae
Exons: 1
Coding region: 1-5337 (1778 amino acids)
Cellular component (GO): membrane
Source: RefSeq, a predicted model, not a curated record